Gadus macrocephalus (Pacific cod) is the source of this 12377-nucleotide messenger RNA. It is a transcript of the gene col12a1b, whose product is annotated as collagen, type XII, alpha 1b. The record is from RefSeq and is a predicted model, not a curated record. Gene Ontology annotation, molecular function: protein binding. NCBI's taxonomy places the organism in Eukaryota, Metazoa, Chordata, Actinopteri, Gadiformes, Gadidae.
UUUCACAUCAUUUGGCCCGCAGCUCGCAUCGUGUCGUAAGAGCCGGGCUCAGCCCCCCGUAUUAAGGAGCUCAGUGUGGUUGGUGCGUCCCACUUGCAAGCAGGAUAGCGGACGUCCGGGAGCUCACCCAGCCUGGACCAUCUAAUCCUUCAGUCCUCAACGGGGAGACGGGAUCUGACCAGAGGCUUUACGCUGGGCUUUUCCUUCAUUUGUUUUAAUUCUCAAAGCAAGUUUAAGAAUAUUCACGUUUCAUCUGUAGGUAGAUCGCUCUGAGCCGGCUUGAGGAUGAGGCUCAGGCUGCUUUUGGCGGCUACCGCCGUGCUGGCGGCCCUGCUCGUCCCCGCGCGCUCCCAGGAAACAGUUGACCCCCCGUCGGAAUUGAAGUUUAAGAUUUUAAAUGAGAACACGGUGCAGAUGACGUGGGUGAGCCCAUUCGCUUACAUAGACGGCUACAGGAUCCAGGUCACCUCCGACACAGAGGAACUAGAUAAACAGUUAGAGCUGCCCGCCUCGGCCACUAAGACCUCCAUCACGGAGCUGAUCCCAGACGUGGACUACACCGUCAUCAUCUCCUCGUACGAGGGCGCCCGAGAGAGUCUUCCCCUCACCGGGCGUCUCACAAUUCAGUCGAGUGGAGCCACUGGUGGACCCCCGAGGAAACCCAAGCCCAGCGCCGGCCCCAAAUGCUCAGUGAGCGCCGUGGCCGACGUGGUGUUCGUGGUGGAUGGCUCGGAGAGCGUGGGCCAGGAGAACUUCAAACACCUCCACAGCGUCAUGGCAACGGUGGCCGGGGCGUUCGAGAUUGGCGCCGACAAGACCCGUGUGGCCGUGGUCCAGUACGGCGACGAGGUGGGACCCCAGUUCCCCCUGAGGCAGCACCUGAGCCGCGGGGAGCUCGUCAGGGCCAUCAACUCGAUGCCCUUCAAGGGCGGGAAAGCCAUGACAGGCGCGGCGCUGGACUACGUCCUGGAGCACAGCUUCAGCGAGGCGGGCGGCGCCAGGCCCGGGUUCCCCAAGGUGGCGGUGGUCAUCGGCGCGUCCAAGUCCCAGGACUCGGUGGAGGUCCAGGCCAGGCGGCUGCGCGGCGCAGGGGUGGAGGUCUUCGUCCUGGGGAUCAAAGAGGCAGACGCGGCGGAGAUGACGCUAAUGGCUUCCACCCCGCACAGCACCCACGUCUACUCCGUGCUCGACUUUGAGCAGAUCAAGAGGGUCCACAAAGCGCUCGUUACCCAAGUGUGCGCCGGCGUGGACGACCAGCUCAGCUCCCUCGUCAGCGGCGAGGAAGUGGUGGAACCGGCCAACAACCUUCAGGUGCUGGAGUUCGCCUCCAAGUCCAUGCGCCUGACGUGGGACCCGUCCUUCGGAGACGUGUCCGGGUACAAGAUCCAGGUGGUCCCCAUGAUGUCCGGGCCCAAGCGCCAGGAGCUGUACGUGGGCCACGCCCAGACCUCCCUACUGGUCCGCGACCUGGCCCCCGACACCGCGUACCAGAUCAGCUUGUUCGCCCUCAACGGCCUCACGCCCAGCGAGGCCGUCACCGUCAUGGGCAAGACCGAGUCCGUCCAGGUGUCCUUAGAGUGCUCCCUGGGCGUGGACGUGCAGGCGGACGUGGUCCUGUUGGUGGACGGCUCCUACAGCAUCGGCCUGGCCAACUUCGCCAAGGUGCGCGCCUUCCUGGAGGUGCUGGUGAAGAGCUUCGACAUCGGCCCCGGCAAGGUGCAGAUCAGCCUGGUGCAGUACAGCCGCGACCCGCACACCGAGUUCCACCUCAACACGCACCACGACCUGGACCGGGUCGUGGCCGCCGUGCGCAGCUUCCCCUACCGCGGCGGCUCCACCAACACGGGCCGCGCCAUGACCUACGUCCGGGAGAAGAUCUUCCUGCCGACCCGCGGCGCCAGGGCCAGCGUGCCGAGGAUCGCUAUCCUCAUCACGGACGGGAAGUCCUCGGACGCCUUCAAGGAGCCGGCCACGCGGCUCCGGAGCGCCGACGUGGAGAUCUUCGCGGUGGGCGUGAAGGAGGCGGUGCGGUCGGAGCUGGUGGCCAUCGCCAACACGCCGGCCGACACGCACGUGUACACGGUGGACGACUUCGACGCCUUCCAGAGGAUCUCCAAGGAGCUCACGCAGUCCAUCUGCCUGCGCAUCGAGCAGGAGCUGCGCAACAUCCAGAAGAGAAAGCUGCUGCCCCCCCGGUCCCUCUCAUUCUCCGAGGUGGGCUCCAGGAGCUUCCGGGCCUCGUGGGCCACGGACACGCCCAGCGUCCAGUCCUACCUGGUCCAGUUCCGGCCCGCCGACGACACCGACGGCCACUUCGUGUCGGUGUCCGUCCCGGGGGACACCCGGACCAGCCUGCUCCCACACCUCAGCCCCGCCACCCGCUACGAGGUCCACGUCCUGGCGCAGUACGACCAGGGCGACAGCUUCCCCGUGUCGGAGUACGAGACCACACUGGAAGAACAAGGACCGGUCCGUGGGCUGCGGGUCUCCGAGGAGACAACGGACAGCUUCCGGGUGUCAUGGUUACCGGCGCCGGGCGCCGUGCUCCGCUACCGGCUGUCCUACGAGCCGACACGGGGGGACAACGCCCGCCUGGAGACCACCGUACCCAGGGGGGGCGAGACCACCAGCGUGCUGCAGCGCCUGCUGCCCCGGACCACCUACCGCGUGACGGUGACCCCCGAGUACGCGGCCGGGGACGGGCCGGAGGGGCAGACCCAGGGGACCACCAAGGAGGCCAGAGGCUCCCCCCGGGACCUGCGGGUGUCCGACGAGACCGCGACCACCAUGAGGCUGGGCUGGGCCCCGGCGCCGGGGAGCGUGGCCCAGUACCGGGUGUCCUUCCGGCCGCUGGCGGGGGGCCCCCGCAAGGAGGUGUCGGUGAAGGGCGAGAACACGGGCCUGGUCCUCAAGAACCUGCAGCCCGGGACGCAGUACGAGCUGUCGGUCCGAGCCCGCUACCGCGCGGGCCUGGGAGACCCCCUGGAGGGCAGCGGGACCACCCUGCCAGAGCUGACCCCCCCCCGGGACCUGGUCACCGACGACGUGACCCCAACCAGCUUCUCCGCCUCCUGGACCCCCGCCCCGGGUCCGGUCCAGGAGUACCGCGUGCUCUGGAAGUCCCUGGUGUCCCAGGAGGCCGGAGAGAAGACGGUCCCCGGGGACCAGAGCCGGAUCCCCCUGGAGGAGCUGACCCCCGAGACCCUGUACCAGGUGUCGGUGGUGGCGGUGUACCCCCACGGCCAGAGCCCCGCCCUCCUGGGACAGGAGACCACCGACGCCUCGGCGGCGGGCAAGGCGCUGGUGGUGACGGAGGAGACAGAGAGCACCAUGCGCGUGACGUGGACCCCCGCUCCGGGGAAGGUGUCCCACUACCGGCUGAGGCACGUCUCCCAGGGGCCGGGGGGCCGCGAGGUGGCCCUGAAGAUCCCGGGGUCGCUGAGCUCCACGGUGAUGAAGAGGCUCCAGCCCAUGACCACCUACGACAUCAAGGUCCACCCCAUGUACCGCCACGGGGAAGGAAAAGCAAGGCAAGGAGUAGGAACAACACUCUCCCCCUACAAGGCCCCCAGGAACCUGCAGACCUCGGAGCCGACCAAGACCAGCUUCAGGGUCUCCUGGGACCACGCCCCCGGGGACGUCAAGGGCUACAAGGUGACCUUCCACCCCAUCGGCGACCAGGUGGACCUGGGCGUGAUGCUGGUCGGUCCCCAUGACAACACCAUCGUGCUGGAGGAGCUGAGGGCCGGGACGGAGUACUCUGUGGCUGUCUCGGGGGUCUUCGAUAAUGGAGUGAGUCUGCCUCUCGCAGGAGAGGAGAAGACCACCCUGGUGGAAGACUCCGAGACACCUUCCCUCCCCCCGGCUAUCUCUGAGGCGGUGUGUAAGACCACGGCCAGGGCGGACAUCAUCCUGCUGGUGGACGGGUCCUGGAGCAUCGGCCGGCUCAACUUCAAGACCAUCCGCUCCUUCAUCAGCCGCAUGGUGGGCGUGUUCGACAUCGGGCCCGAGAGGGUCCAGAUCGGUGUGGCUCAGUACAGUGGAGACCCCAAGACGAUGUGGCACCUCAACGAGCACCCCACCCGCGACGGCCUCAUGAAGGCCGUGGCCAACCUGCCCUACAAGGGAGGGAACACUAUGACCGGCAUGGCGCUGAACUUCAUCCUGAAGAACAACUUCCAGGUCAACAAUGGGAUGCGUCCGGAGGCGCGCAAGAUCGGCGUGCUCAUCACGGACGGAAAGUCCCAGGACGAGAUCAUCUUCAGCUCCAAGGAGCUCCGCGACCAGGGCAUCGAGCUCUACGCCGUCGGCGUGAAGAACGCGGACGUGAACGAGCUGCGGUCCAUCGCCUCCGAGCCGGAGGUCAUCCACAUGUACAACGUCAAGGACUUCUCCUUCCUGCUGGACAUCGUGGACGACCUGUCGAACAACAUCUGCAACAGCGUCAAGGGUCCAGCGGUGGACCUGGGCCCGCCCAGCGACCUGGUGACCUCCGAGGCCACCCACUACUCGUUCCGGGCCAGCUGGACCGCACCCGAGGGCGAGGUGGACGCAUACCGCGUGUUGUACCAGCCCACCGCUGGGGGUCCCUCUCUGGAGGUGACGGUGGACCAGACCUCCACCGUGCUGGUCGGGCUGACCCCGCUGACGGAGUACAGCGUGAGCGUGUACGCCGUGCGCAGCGAGGUCAACAGCGAGCCGCUGACGGGAACCGAGACCACCCGACCCUGGGGGCAGAUGGAGGUCAACGGUGACAUCACCUCCCUCGACCUGGGCAGCCUGAUGUCCCAGAGCGAGUACGACGUGGCGGUGACCCCCGUGUACGACCAAGGCCCCGACCCCAUGCUGGGACAGGCCAUCACAGAUGUGGUCCCGGCCCCCAAGGACCUGAGGACCUCAGAGGUGACCCAGACCUCCUUCAGGGUGACCUGGGCUGUAGGGGCCCCGGACGUGGCCAUGUACCGGCUCGGCUGGGCCAAGAAGGGGAACCCCAACUACGAACACGCCAUCCUGAGCAAUGAUGACACCACUCAUGUCCUGGAGGGUUUGGACAUCGACACAGACUAUGACGUCACCGUCACCGCCAUCUACCCCGACGAAUCAGAGAGCGAGGACCUGAUUGGCCACGAGCGCACCUUGCUGAAGGCGCCAGCUGUGUCGUCCGGCCCGCCCACCAACCUGGUGGUCAUCAACGCCACCACCACCUCCCUGACCCCCAAGUGGGGGCAUGCCCCAGGGCCCGUCCAGAACUACAAGAUCACCUACCAGCCCAGCGCCGGGGGCAAGACCCUCACCACCCAGGUGGGAGGCAAGAAGACCUCGGCGGUGCUCCAGAAGCUGAGCCCCGACACACCCUACACCAUCACUGUGGCCGCGGUGUAUGCCAACGGAGACAGCAAAGACAUCUCCGGCCAGGGGAAGACCGAACCUCUGGGCGGUGUGAGGAACCUGCAGGUCCUGAACCCCACCAUGUCCACCCUGAACGUACGCUGGGAGCCGGCCAACGGAAAGGUCAAGGAGUACAAGGUUCUGUACACCCCUGCUGCCGGAGGAGCUGAGAGCGUGGAAAAGGUCUCCAGUUCAGCCACCACCACGGUUCUGAAGGGCCUGCAGCCUGACACCAUCUACACCAUCACCCUGGUACCGGUCUACGCCGAAGGAGACGGCAAGAGGAUGUCAGAUGACGGGAAAACAAAACCUCUGGGCGGGGGGAGGAACCUGCAGGUCCUGAACCCCUCCAUGACCACGCUGGAGGUGCGCUGGGAGCCGGCCGAGGGGAGGGUCACGGAGUACAAGGUGGUCUACGCCCCGGCGGCGGGAGGCCCCAAGAGCACGGACAAAGUUACGGCAAAGUCCACCACCACCGUGCUGAAAGGCCUGACCCCCGACACCCUGUACAGCGUGACUCUGGUCCCGGUCUACAGCGAGGGCGACGGGAACGGCAUGUCAGAGACCGGGAAAACGAAACCUCUGGGCGGUGUGAAGAACCUCGUGGUGGUGAACCCCACCAUGUCCACCCUGAACGUGCGCUGGGAGCUGGCCGAGGGAAAGGUCAAGGAGUACAAGGUUCUGUACACCCCUGCUGCCGGAGGAGCUGAGAGCAUGGAAAUGGUCUCCGGGACGGCCACCAGCACCGUGCUGAGGAGCCUCCAGCCGGACACCGUCUACACCGUCACGCUGGUGCCCGUGUACGCGGUCGGAGACGGAGCCAGGAUGACGGAGAACGGCAAGACAAGACCCCUGGGUGGCGUGAGGAACCUCAGGGUGACCGACCCCACCAUGACCUCUCUGAAGGUGAACUGGGAGCCCGCCGACGGGGCGGUCCGCCAGUACAAGAUCUUCUUCAUCCCAGUGGACGGAGGGACGGAGGACAUGGAAGUGGUCCCGGUGGGCACCACCUCCAUCGUGCUGAGGAACCUGAAGCCGGAGACGCAGUACGCUGUGUCGGUGCAGCCGGUUUACCCCGCCCGCGAGGGUCGGCGGCAGACCGAGAACGGGAUGACCUUGCCCUUGGCCGGUCUGAACGACCUGCAGGUGAAGAGCCCCACCAUCACCACCCUGACGGCAGAGUGGACGGCGGCCGACGGGAACGUCCAGGGGUACAGGGUCACCUACGUCCCCAGCAGCGGGGGGCUGGAGAUCACGCAAGAGGUGUCGGAGAGCACCACCAAGAUGCUGCUGGACAAGCUGCUCCCGGACACCCAGUACACCGUCACCGUGGUGCCCGUCUACGCCGAGGGAGACGGACCCAGCCUCACCGACAACGGCAAGACCAAGCCGCUGGGCUUCGCCCGUAACCUGCAGGUCACGGACCCCACCACCAGCACCCUGAACGUGCGCUGGGACGCGGCCGAGGGCAACGUGCGCGAGUACAUCGUCAUCUGGGUGCCCGCCGUGGGCGGGGGCGAACAGGAAGUGGACCAGGUCUCUGGGACCACCACCUCCAUGGUCCUGAAGAGCCUGGAGCCGGACACCGAGUACACGGUCACCGUGGUCCCCGUCUACCACGAGAUGGAGGGCAAGUCCCAGUCCAAGAACGGCAGGACCACUCCAAAGGGUGGGGUUAAGAACCUGAAGGUGGUGGACCCCACCCUCAGCACCCUGACGGCCCGCUGGGAGCCGGCCCCUGGGAACGUGAGGAACUACAAGGUCUUCUACAGCGUCAGUCCCGGCGGAGAGCCCAAACUGGAGACGGUCUCCGGGGGAACCAGCAGCGUGGUCCUGAGGGGCCUCAGCUCGGACACACUCUACGACGUGGCGGUGGUCCCCGUGUACCCCGACGUGGACGGAGUGCGGCAGGCGGAGACGGGGAAGACCAAGCCCCUGAGCGGAGUGAAGAACCUGCAGGUGACGGACCCCACGGUCAGCUCUCUGAGGGUCCGCUGGGAGCCCGCCGAGGGCGACGUCCGGCAGUACAACGUCAUCUACGCCCCGACGGCCGGGGGUCCCGACGCCAUGACCCAGGUGUCCGGUAUGUCCACCAACACGGUGCUGAGGGGCCUGACGCCGGAGACGGAGUACACGGUGUCCGUGGUGCCCGUCUACGCCGACCUGGAGGGGAAACGCCAGUCGGAGAACGGGAAGACAAAGCCGCUGGGAGGGGUGAAGGACCUGACGGUCACCGACCCCACCACCAGCUCGCUGAGGGUGCGCUGGGAGCCGGCCGAGGGGAACGUCCGCCACUACCGCCUCUUCUACGUCCCCGAUGUGGGCGGAGCCGAGGACAUGGAGCAGGUGUCGGGCGGCACCACCAACGUGGUCCUGAGGAACCUGCUGUCGGACAUGCCCUACACGGUCACCGUGGUGCCGGUGUACCCCGAGGGGGAGGGGCUCCGGCAGGCGGAGAAGGGGACGACGCUGCCGCGGACGGCCCCCAGGAACCUGCAGCUGUACCACCCCACCCCCAGCAGCCUGAACGCCCGCUGGGAGCCCGCCAGCGGCCAGGUGCAGCAGUACCGCGUCACCUACACCCCCCUGGACGGAUCCAAGCCCGCCGCCUCGCUGUUGACCCCGGGGGGGACCCCCACCGCCCUGCUGGACGGCCUGCUGGCGGACACCCCCUACAGCGUGGAGGUGGUGCCGCUGUACGCAGACGGAGUCGGCCCCGGCAUCACGGCCGACGGGAAGACACUGCCCCGCGCGGGCCCCAGGAACAUGCGCGUGUUCGACGCCACCACCAACACCCUGACCAUCGGCUGGGACCACGCCGAGGGCCCCGUCAGCCAGUACAAGAUCUCCUACGCCCCGCUGACCGGAGACCCCAUCACCGAGCUCGCCUUCGUCCCCGGCAACAGGAACAACGCGCUGCUGCAGAACCUGUUCCCGGACACGCCCUACAACAUCACGGUGGAGGCCGUCUACAACGAGGGGCCGGGGGGGUCACUCAACGGGAACGGACGCACAGUGGGUCUGGUGGAGCCCAGGAACCUGCGAGUGUCUGACGAGUGGUACACCCGCUUCCGCGUGGCCUGGGACCCCGUGGCCACCCCCGUGCUGGGGUACAAGCUGGUCUACGCCCCCACAGGUCGGCCCCAGGACUCCAGGGAGGUGUUCGUGGGGGACGUCACGUCCUACUCUCCCCACAACCUGCAGACGGGGACCACCUACGACGUGAAGGUGUUCGCCCAGUACGGCGGAGGCGUCAGCCGGGCGCUGGAGGGGCAGGGCACCACGCUGUACCUGAACGUGACGGGCCUGGAGACGGAGUUCAUCGGACACGACAAAUACUGCAUCAAGUGGACGGCCCACCGCGCCGCCACCAACUACCGCGUCAUGGUGGCGCCCGUCGACUCGUUCAACCAGGGGAAGCAGGAGAUCACCUUCCCCGCCGGGCAGCCCCGCUACUGCUUCGAGGGUCUCUCCCAGGACGCGCUCUACACCGCCACCGUGUUCGUGCAGACCCCCAACCUGGAGGGGCCCGGCGUCAGCGGCAAGGAGAGGACACUGUUGAAACCGACCCCGGUGCCUACACAACCCCCCACGCCCCCCCCUCCGCCGACCAUACCCCCGGCAUGGGCAGUGUGCAAAGGGGCCAAGGCCGACGUGGUGUUCCUGAUCGAUGGCUCCUGGAGCAUCGGCGAGGACAGCUUCAGGAAGGUCAUCGGAUUCGUCUCCAACCUGACCGGCGCCUUCGACAUCAUCGGACCGUCCGGGAUUCAGGUGUCCUUCGUGCAGUACAGCGACAGCGCCAAGACCGAGUUCAGGCUCAACGCCUACCAGGACAAGGGCACCGUGCUGUCGGCCUAUCAGCUGCUCCCAUACCGAGGAGGGAACACCAAAACAGGUGUGGCCCUGGCGCACACCUACGAGAAGGCCUUCAGCGUGGCCAACGGCAUGAGGAGGAACGUCCCGAAGAUCGUGGUGACGGUGACGGACGGCCGCUCGCAGGACGAGGUGAAGAAGAGCGCGCAGCAGCUGCAGCACGCGGGCUACACGGUGUUCGUGGUGGGCGUGGCCGACGUGGACUUCAGCGAGCUGCAGAGCAUUGGCAGUAAGCCCAGCGAGAGGCACAUCUUCGUGGUGGACGGCUUCGACGACUUCGAGAACAUCAGGGAGAACCUCGUCACCUUCAUCUGCGAGACCGCCACCUCAUCGUGUCCCUUAAUUUUCCUUAAUGGAUUCACCUCACCCGGCUUCCGGAUGCUGGAGGCCUUCAACCUGACAGAGAAGACCUACAGCUCCAUCAGGGGGGUGUCCAUGGAGCCCGGCUCCUUCAACAGCUACACCGCCUACCGCCUCCACAAGAACGCCUUCCUGAGCCAGCCGUCCACGGAGAUCCACCCGGACGGACUUCCCCACUCCUACACCAUCCUGCUGACGUUCCGCCUGCUCCUGACCCCCGACGAGGCCUUCGACAUCUGGCAGGUGUCCAGCAAGGACCACAAGCCCGAGACCGGAGUCACCGUCGACCCCACUGCCCAAACCGUGUCGUUUUACAACAAGGACGAGAGAGGGGAGAUCCAGAGGGUCGUCUUCGACAGCGCCCCAAUCAAGUCAAUCUUCCACGGGAGUUUCCAUAAGGUAACCAAUCAGAGCACCCUAAAGGCCAUCUUCCGCCCCCCUCCCCCAAACACCAUGCUAGCGCGAUCAUCAGAGCAGUCAGAAGGCACACACAUUAUUUCACAUUUCAGAGCUGAUCUCCCGCCAAGAGUCGGCCAGGGAGGGCAGUCCCUGGCAGGAAUGAGGAGCAUGUGUUUCUCUACCUUCUCCCCGCGAUACUGCUUUACAGUAUCGCGGGGAGCAGAGCUACAGACAGUGUGGGUCCAUUAUACUGACGGCGCCCUCUUCUUCUUCUUCUUCCCCCAGAGGGAGGAGGCCAAGUGUCCCGCUCUGCCCAACGCCUGCACCUGCGCCUCGGACAGCUCCAGCACCGGGGAGCAGGGACCCAUCGGCCCGGUGGGUGCCCCGGGAUCCAAGGGUCUCCGAGGGGAGCGCGGAGAGACCGGAAUAGCUGGGCCUUUGGGCCACCCUGGGGUGAUGGGGCUCCCCGGACCACUGGGUCUACCCGGGCCCCAGGGCCCCAGCGGCAUGUCCCUCCCAGGAGAAGCUGGCCGACCAGGACCUAAGGGAGAUCCUGGUGACUCAGGCCUUCCUGGGAUGAAGGGUCUCCCCGGUACCUCUGGGCCCCCGGGCCCCAUCGGACCGGCUGGGAUCAGGGGACCCCCGGGUAAAGAGGGCGUGACCGGACCCAGGGGCCCCGCAGGGCCCAUGGGAGCUCCCGGAUCUCCCGGCGGUCCGGGACACGCGGGCCAACCAGGAAAACCCGGAGACAACGGCGUUCCGGGCGCGUCCGGCGUGAAGGGAGACAAGGGAGAGAGGGGCGACUUCGCUCCCCAGAACAUGAUGCGCUCCAUCGCCAGGCAGGUCUGUGAGCAGCUGGUCAACGCACAAAUGUCCCGCGUCAGCUCCAUGAUCAACCAGAUCCCCAGCGGUUACCGUGGCAGCAGCACCCCGGGGCCAACCGGACCCCCGGGGCCCCCCGGAGGUCAGGGCACCCGCGGAGAGCCCGGCCAGACGGGGAGGAACGGUUUCCCCGGCGGCCCAGGGUUACCCGGGCAACUGGGGGAGAGAGGUGCGGCGGGCGAGAAGGGCGAGCGAGGCCCGGCAGGUGUGGGCCAGAGAGGACAGAGAGGUCCCCAAGGUCCGCCCGGUGAGAGCCGGACCGGGGCCACGGGGCCCCCAGGCAGCGCCGGGCCCCGCGGGCCUCCCGGCCGCCAGGGCCACGCCGGGGUGAGGGGCCCCCCAGGGCCGGCGGGGUACUGCGACUCGUCCCAGUGCGUGGGCAUCCCCUACAACGGACAAGGAUACAGAGACCAACGCCCGGCCCAGCCCAUCAGCUACCGGGUGCCCGUCCACGAGGAAGAGGAGGAGCUCUCACACAACCUGCGGCUGAAGAGGUCUCUAUCGCGGACGCCGUCUAAGAGGCGAGCGUCCUAAGUCCGGCCCGCCGCUCGGAGUUCCUUGUUUUGUCGUGUUGCUCCAUGUGUUCCAACCUGUGGUCGAUGUAUCUGUUACGUAAUCGCUAUCAUAAGCUGCAUUCCUUCGUAUGUUCACCCACCACAAACAACAGGGUUUGAUACCUUGCCCGUAUUUUCCGGGAACGCGAUUUUGAUGCCUUGAGGAAUCUCAGGGGGUCGUUUUGGUUUGAGCUCCCGUGGUUUUGGAGGAGGGGCUUAAGAGGGAGGGGGGCGGGGUCGGGGGAGGGGGCGGAGCCAAACACUUUUCUUGGACUGAAAGUCAAUUGGGCGAAAACGUCUACAAUAAUUGGUUUAGUUUCUAAUUGGCCGUUUAAUCAACUCAUCCCGGGUUUAUCAACGAGCAGUGCUGGGUCCUGCAGGCUUCAUCACAAAGCGAACAGGAAGAAGAGGGGAAACGACUACCUGCUCCACAGGAAGUGGUCGUUGGCGAGAGAGAGAUGUUAUGAAAUGUUAUUUGUAAGUUGCCAUGACGAUAAGUCCAAAAUAUAAAAGCCAGACUUGUGGUUUCUUUCUAUUUCUUUAACUUAUAUAGCCUUUUCUGUUCAGAGUGCCUUUACAGAGAUUCACUUCCAGUAGGACAAGUUACACACCGCAUAGAUUUUGUAUCUCGAAUAUUUAUCAUUUUCUUUUUUUUUUACGCCGUCAAAACACAUUACGGAAAGGUGGAAUUUGCAUGUCUGUGGUGUAUAUUUAGUGUUACCGUCGACCUCUCCUUCUAACCAGAAGAGAGUUGUUGCCGUUUAUUUCAAAUAUCAAAAUGCAGAGGGAAGCUGCUUGCAAGACUAUGGAUAUGGAAUUGCUGCUUGGUUUUGAACUGCAGAUUGUGAACCCCACAGCCUUAUUUUCUUAUUUAUUUCUGAAACAGAAGAGGCAUUUUUCAAUAAAACUACUGAAAAUCAA